Carlito syrichta (Philippine tarsier) is the source of this 2783-nucleotide messenger RNA. RefSeq names its product patched domain containing 1 (gene PTCHD1). Gene Ontology annotation, cellular component: plasma membrane; synapse. Gene Ontology annotation, biological process: chemical synaptic transmission; cognition. Lineage: Eukaryota; Metazoa; Chordata; Mammalia; Primates; Tarsiidae. The record is from RefSeq and is a predicted model, not a curated record. The coding region runs from base 3 to 2669 and encodes 888 amino acids. The transcript has 3 exons.
GGAUGCUGCGGCAGGUUCUGCACAGGGGCUUGAGGACGUGUUUCUCCCGGCUCGGCCACUUCAUUGCCAGUCACCCGGUCUUCUUCGCCUCGGCGCCGGUGCUCAUCUCCAUCCUGCUCGGCGCCAGCUUCAGCCGCUACCAGGUGGAGGAGAGCGUGGAGCACCUGCUGGCGCCCCAACACAGCCUGGCCAAGAUCGAGCGCAACCUCGUCAACAGCCUCUUCCCGGUCAACCGCUCCAAGCACCGGCUCUACUCGGACCUGCAGACCCCAGGGCGCUACGGCCGGGUCAUCGUCACCUCCUUUCAGAAAGCCAACAUGCUGGACCAGCAUCACACCGACCUGAUCUUAAAGUUGCAUGCUGCUGUGACCAAGAUCCAGGUUCCAAGGCCUGGUUUUAAUUACACGUUUGCCCACAUAUGUAUCCUGAAUAAUGAUAAGACUUGCAUCGUGGAUGACAUAGUGCACGUCCUGGAAGAGCUAAAGAAUGCUCGGGCCACCAAUCGGACCAAUUUUGCUAUCACAUACCCGAUCACUCACUUAAAGGACGGCAGGGCUGUGUACAAUGGGCACCAGCUUGGGGGUGUCACUGUGCACAGCAAGGACCGAGUGAAGUCUGCAGAGGCUAUCCAGCUCACCUACUACUUGCAGUCAAUCAACAGUCUCAAUGACAUGGUGGCCGAGAGGUGGGAGUCCAGCUUCUGCGACACUGUCAGACUGUUCCAGAAAUCCAACAGCAAAGUCAAAAUGUACCCUUAUACAUCCUCAUCACUGAGGGAAGAUUUCCAGAAGACCAGCCGUGUGUCAGAACGUUACCUGGUCACCAGCCUGAUCCUGGUGGUCACCAUGGCCAUCCUCUGCUGCUCUAUGCAGGACUGCGUCCGCAGCAAACCCUGGCUAGGCCUGCUCGGGUUGGUGACCAUAAGCCUGGCCACCCUCACUGCAGCUGGGAUCAUCAAUCUUACUGGGGGAAAAUACAAUUCCACCUUCCUGGGAGUCCCUUUCGUCAUGCUAGGUCAUGGAUUAUAUGGGACUUUUGAAAUGUUAUCCUCCUGGAGGAAAACUAGAGAAGACCAACAUGUUAAAGAGAGAACUGCAGCAGUCUAUGCAGACUCCAUGCUCUCCUUUUCUCUCACCACUGCCAUGUACCUGGUCACCUUUGGCAUAGGGGCCAGCCCUUUCACGAACAUUGAGGCAGCCAGGAUUUUCUGCUGCAAUUCCUGUAUUGCAAUCUUCUUCAACUACCUCUAUGUACUCUCGUUUUAUGGUUCCAGCCUGGUGUUCACUGGCUACAUAGAAAACAAUUACCAGCAUAGUAUCUUCUGCAGAAAAGUCCCAAAGCCUGAGGCACUGCAGGAGAAGCCAGCAUGGUACAGGUUUCUCCUAACAGCCAGAUUCAGUGAGGACACAACUGAAGGCGAGGAAGCGAACACUUACGAGAGUCACCUAUUGGUAUGUUUCCUCAAACGCUAUUACUGUGACUGGAUAACCAACACCUAUGUCAAGCCUUUUGUAGUUCUCUUUUACCUUAUUUAUAUUUCCUUUGCCUUAAUGGGCUAUCUGCAGGUCAGUGAAGGGUCAGACCUUAGUAACAUUGUAGCAACUGCGACGCAAACCAUUGAGUACACUACUGCCCAGCAAAAGUACUUUAGCAAUUACAGUCCUGUGAUUGGGUUUUACAUAUAUGAGUCCAUAGAGUACUGGAACACCAGUGUCCAAGAAGAUGUUCUAGAAUACACCAAGGGGUUUGUGCGGAUAUCCUGGUUUGAGAGCUAUUUAAAUUACCUUCGGAAACUCAACGUAUCCACUGGCUUGCCUAAGAAAAAUUUCACAGACAUGUUGAGGAAUUCCUUUCUGAAAGCCCCCCAAUUUUCACAUUUUCAAGAGGACAUCAUCUUCUCUAAAAAGUACAAUGAUGAGGUCGAUGUAGUGGCCUCCAGAAUGUUUUUGGUGGCCAAGACCAUGGAAACAAACAGAGAAGAACUCUAUGAUCUCUUGGAAACCCUGAGGAGACUUUCUGUCACCUCCAAGGUGAAGUUCAUCGUCUUCAAUCCAUCCUUUGUGUACAUGGAUCGAUACGCCUCCUCUCUGGGAGCUCCCCUGCACAACUCCUGCAUCAGUGCUUUGUUCCUGCUAUUCUUCUCGGCAUUCCUGGUGGCAGAUUCUCUGAUUAAUGUCUGGAUCACUCUAACGGUUGUGUCCGUGGAGUUUGGAGUGAUAGGUUUCAUGACUUUGUGGAAAGUAGAACUGGAUUGCAUUUCUGUGCUAUGCUUAAUUUAUGGAAUUAAUUACACAAUUGACAAUUGUGCUCCACUGUUAUCCACAUUUGUUCUGGGCAAGGAUUUUACAAGAACUAAAUGGGUAAAAAAUGCCCUGGAAGUGCACGGGGUAGCUAUUUUACAGAGUUACCUCUGCUAUAUUGUUGGUCUGAUUCCUCUUGCAGCUGUGCCUUCAAAUCUGACCUGUACACUGUUCAGGUGCUUGUUUUUAAUAGCAUUUGUCACCUUCUUUCACUGCUUUGCCAUUUUACCUGUGAUACUGACUUUCCUGCCACCCUCUAAGAAAAAAAGGAAAGAAAAGAAAAAUCCUGAAAACCGGGAGGAAAUUGAGUGUGUAGAAAUGGUGGAUAUUGAUAGUACCCGAGUGGUUGACCAAAUUACAACAGUGUGAUAGUGUCUGCUUGGUAUAUUUUCACCUUAGGUCUUAUCAGGAGCAAAGAGAUUAUGUUAAUGAAACAAUUAAAUUCAAAGUUGUUCCUUUCUUUAAGGAUAGGAAACAGGCAUU